AGAUAAGAUAUAAAUUUGUGCAUUCUCAGCCAAAAAAAUAUAUACAUACAAAAAAUACACUUUUUUUUUUUUUUUUCCCUCCUUUUUGGCACAAAAUCCAUAUGGAUGUUUAAUUCUUACAUGAUCACUGACUUGUUUAAUUCUGAGCUUUAUCUUGAAUAACUGAAGAAAAAUGGGUCCUUGUUCAUCUGCUUCUUCUUUGUCUUCUUCAACCUCCUUCACACCCUCUUUGUUCAAGAAUGAGACACCUCGUCUGAGCAAGUUCUUCAUUUUGCCAGGAAAAUCACAUUCCUCCUUAUGGGUUUCUCAGGUUGGUUCAACAACCACCCUUGCAAGAAAGCACUUUCAGCUCAAAUCCUCAAAUGGGCAUCCACUAGAUGCAGUUUCUUCGCAUGAUGGUCUAGUGGAAAAUCCUCUGGCCAGUAAGCCCCAAGGUGAAGGACUCUUUUCAUUCUCUGAACAAGAAAAUGUAGAAUCUUCCGUAAGUAUAACUGUUGUUGGUGCUUCUGGAGACCUUGCGAAAAAGAAGAUUUUUCCUGCACUUUUUGCUCUUUAUUAUGAGGAUUGUCUACCUAAGAACUUCAUAGUGUUUGGUUAUGCACGGACUAAAAUGAAUGACGAGGAAUUAAGAAACAUGAUUAGCAAAACUUUGACUUGCAGAAUUGAUAGGAGGGAGAAUUGUGAAGACAAAAUGGAACAGUUCUUGCAAAGAUGCUUUUACCAUUCCGGUCAGUAUGAUUCUGAGGAGCACUUUGCGGAAUUGGACAAGAAGAUGAAAAUGAAGGAGGAUGGAAAAUUGGCACAUAGGCUAUUCUACUUAUCGAUUCCUCCAAACAUAUUUGUGAACGUGGUAAAAUGUGCAAGUCUGAGAGCUUCUUCAGCAAAUGGGUGGACAAGGGUCAUUGUAGAAAAGCCAUUUGGUCGUGACUCAGAGUCAUCUGGUGAACUAACAAGAUGUUUGAAGCAAUACCUUGCAGAAGAUCAAAUAUUCAGGAUUGACCAUUACUUGGGCAAGGAGCUUGUUGAAAAUCUGUCAGUGCUUCGAUUCUCCAAUCUUGUUUUUGAGCCUCUCUGGUCCCGGAGCUACAUUCGCAAUGUUCAACUGAUAUUUUCUGAAGAUUUUGGUACAGAGGGACGAGGAGGAUACUUUGACAACUAUGGAAUCAUACGAGAUAUAAUGCAAAAUCAUCUUCUGCAAAUACUGGCAUUGUUUGCAAUGGAAACACCUGUCAGCCUAGAUGCUGAAGACAUUAGAAAUGAAAAGGUAAAGGUUCUAAGAUCAAUGAGACCACUGCUGCUUGAAGAUGUAGUUGUUGGUCAGUACAAAGGCCACAGCAAGGGUGGUAAAUUGCUUCCUGCUUAUACAGAUGAUCCAACUGUGCCAAAGGGAAGUGUCACUCCGACAUUUGCGGCUGCAGCUCUCUUUAUCGAUAAUGCCAGAUGGGAUGGGGUUCCUUUCCUAAUGAAAGCAGGAAAGGCACUCUAUACUAGGCGAGCAGAGAUCAGAGUUCAGUUCAGACAUGUACCUGGAAACUUGUACAGACGGAACUUUGGAACUGAUUUAGAUAAGGCUACGAAUGAACUUGUGCUUCGUGUACAACCUGAUGAAGCCAUAUAUUUGAAGAUAAACAACAAAAUUCCUGGUCUUGGAAUGAGAUUAGAUCGCAGUGACCUAAAUUUGCUUUACCGAGCAAGAUAUCCAAGAGAAAUACCAGACGCAUAUGAAAGACUACUCUUAGAUGCGAUUGAAGGGGAAAGAAGGUUGUUCAUCAGAAGUGAUGAACUUGAUGCUGCUUGGGCAUUAUUCACACCAUUGUUGAAGGAACUUGAAGAGAAGAAGAUCAUCCCCGAGCUCUACCCCUAUGGUAGUAGAGGACCAGUUGGAGUGCAUUAUCUGGCUGCGAAGUACAAUGUUAGAUGGGGAGAUCUGAGUGAGUGAGGAUUCAUGAGUUGCAGAUCUCUGUUCUAUACUUUGAGAUUCGUAUGACAGGUUCCUUUUCACAAUUCAGCUAUUGAUUCUUUUUAAGGUCUCUAAUGUAUUGAAUUAUAAUUCUAAUGUUUUGUCACAUGGUGAGAGCGAAGGCUUGCUGUAUAAAACUUAAAUGCUAUAUGCUUCAAAGUUUUCAUUUGUUGAAUAAAAUGAAUAAAGAUGCAUAUGAAAUUGUAAUUUGAAAA
Messenger RNA from Ziziphus jujuba (common jujube), 2175 nucleotides. RefSeq names its product glucose-6-phosphate 1-dehydrogenase, chloroplastic. The coding region runs from base 173 to 1939 and encodes 588 amino acids. NCBI's taxonomy places the organism in Eukaryota, Viridiplantae, Streptophyta, Magnoliopsida, Rosales, Rhamnaceae. Gene Ontology annotation, biological process: glucose metabolic process; pentose-phosphate shunt, oxidative branch. The transcript has 10 exons. Gene Ontology annotation, cellular component: chloroplast stroma. The record is from RefSeq and is a predicted model, not a curated record. Gene Ontology annotation, molecular function: NADP binding; glucose-6-phosphate dehydrogenase activity.